UUAGUCAAAAAUGGUGAUCAGAGUUCGAGCUUCGCUCCAGUUCUUCUUUCCCUCACUCAUCUCAUACAACACUCUUCUCCAUCUCACUCACUCCCAAAACUUGAAUUAUUCCGAGUACUACGACCUUUGUGAACCUUUUCAGUGUGGCAACAUAACAUUCAACUUCCCCUUCUACUCGUUGGCCACCUUCGGCUCCCGUCCCUACGACUGUGGCCUCCCGGGCUUCCAGAUCUCCUGCGACCCCACCUCCUCCCUCGCUGGCCUCGCUCUCCCCGGCCGAUCCUACCGUGUCCUCGACAUCUACACAUCCGAAAACCUCAUCACCGUCGUCGAUCAGCAGCUCAUUGACGACCUUCAUUCCGGCUCAUGUGGGUCCCUAGGAAACCUCUCCCUUUCCACACCCACUGAUUCGCUAUCACCUUUGGCACUCCCUACAUGGGGUAACAACUUCACCUUCUUCAAGUGCCCAAUUGAGGUAGAGACAAUCAUGCCUCAACAAAUUGUGGGGAAUUACAGUUGCAGUACUGAUGAGGGUGAUUAUCGGGUUUAUCUUUGGGAUGCGCGAGUCAACGCCACUCAGUCACCGAGUGGGUGUAAGUCGGUGAUGGUGCCGGUGUCGGACGCGAGCUUGUCUAGGUAUGGGUUCUUGAAUGGGACCAGCCGUAACCGUUCGAUGAAGCUAGUGUUGGGUGUUCUGGGUGAUGGGUUUGCGUUAAAUUGGACAACUCCUAGUGAUUGUGAGAGGUGUCAAAAAAAUGGAGGUGGACGGUGUGGAUAUGGCAGCGGCGCCACCGGCAUCAACAACAUAGUUUGUUUCUGUAAAGCGGGAUGCGGCUCAGACCCAGCAACACCACCAGUUAGACAUAAAUCAAGUAGAUGGAAGCUCAUUACAGGUGUUGCAUCGGGAAGCUCUUUUGUUCUACUUGUUGUAGUCCCACUGCUCAUAUUCAAAUAUAAAAGGGGAAGUUCUGCAUUCUUCGAGACAAAGGAUCAAAUCACAGAUGGUGAGAGAAAUGCAAGACAGUUCAUUAAGAACUAUCAAUCAACUGUGCUGACCAACUAUCCCUACAAUGACAUUAGAAAAAUGACCAAUGGCUUCAAAGAAAAAUUAGGGGGAGGCGGCUAUGGCAACGUCUUCAAGGGAAAAUUGUCAGAUGGUCGGCUCAUUGCUGUCAAAAUGCUCGAGAAUUGCAGGGACAACAGCCACAAUUUCAUCAAUGAAGUAGCCACCAUUGGUAGAAUCCACCACGUUAAUGUCAUACGUUUAUUGGGAUUUUGUUGGGACGGAUCAAAACAAGCUCUUGUUUAUGAGUACAUGCCCAAUGGAUCUUUAGGAGACUUAAUAUCCAAAGAGGAGGUAAGUGUUUCGCUUGGUUUGGCAAGGCUGCUUGAAAUUGCCAUAGGAGUUGCACAUGGAAUAGAGUACCUGCAUACCGGUUGUGACUCGCGGAUUUUGCACCUUGACAUAAAGCCUCAAAAUGUGUUGCUGGACCAGAAUUUCAAUCCCAAGAUUUCAGAUUUCGGGUUGGCAAAAGUAUAUUCUAGAAAUCGAAGUGCAGUCACAAUGACAGGUGCAAGAGGAACCAUUGGCUUUAUUGCUCCCGAGAUUUUCAUGAGAAAUAUUGGGAAUCCUUCUCAUAAAUCCGAUGUUUAUAGCUUCGGAAUGCUGCUGUUAGAGAUAGUUGGAGGGAGGAAGCAUGUAGAACCAGAGACGAGCAAUUCAAGUGAAGCAUACUUUCCAAGUUGGAUUUAUGACAAGCUCAUUGAAGAAAAUGUUGAUUCUGUGGUGGAAGAGGAAGUGUUCAUUGCGAGGAAGAUGGUUAUGGUUGGUUUGUGGUGCAUUCAGAUAAAUCCUAGAGAUCAUCCCUCGAUGACCAGAGUGGUUGAAAUGUUGUCCGGCAAUGUAGAAGCCAUUGAAAUGCCUCCUAAGCCAUUCUUCUUCUCUCCUCCUCGCGUGAAAUUUGAGCAUGACAUGACUUCCAUUGAGAGCGAUGACAGUGCCUUACCUCUAGCAUUUGAAAGUGGUGAAAUCACUGAAAAUUAAAACCAGAGCAAUAUUACACUAAACUCAUUUCUCUCUCUAAAAUUUUCUCUCUCACAAUCAUAUC
Cornus florida is the source of this 2108-nucleotide messenger RNA. Its product is annotated as rust resistance kinase Lr10-like. NCBI's taxonomy places the organism in Eukaryota, Viridiplantae, Streptophyta, Magnoliopsida, Cornales, Cornaceae. The transcript is spliced from 3 exons. The record is from RefSeq and is a predicted model, not a curated record. Gene Ontology annotation, molecular function: ATP binding; protein kinase activity; polysaccharide binding. The coding region runs from base 11 to 2044 and encodes 677 amino acids. Gene Ontology annotation, biological process: protein phosphorylation.